Messenger RNA from Pteronotus mesoamericanus, 1816 nucleotides. It is a transcript of the gene ABHD18, whose product is annotated as abhydrolase domain containing 18. The transcript has 13 exons. NCBI's taxonomy places the organism in Eukaryota, Metazoa, Chordata, Mammalia, Chiroptera, Mormoopidae. The record is from RefSeq and is a predicted model, not a curated record. Bases 209 to 1603 code for a protein of 464 amino acids.
AAACGGCCACCCCGCCCAGGUUCUUGGGUUUCCCUGGGCUCUGGUCUGAAGCCCGAGCUCCUGCGUUCCUGGAAAGGCUGCUGUGCCCGCGGUGGGAGCUCGGACAGAAGGAGGGUACCGGGAGGCACAGCAGCGGCGGUGCUGGGAAACUCGGCCGGCUGAACAGCAGGCUCUCGCCGACCGGCCAGUGAAUGUUUGUUUACUACUGAUGGGUGUGAGCAAAUUAGAUGUUCUAUACCGGAGACUUCUCCUCACAAAACUUUUUAUCAGAGGAUGGGGGAGACCAGAGGAUCUUAAAAGACUCUUUGAAUUCAGAAAGAUAAUUGGAAAUCGAGAAAAAUGUCAGAAUCUGGUUUCAAGUGAUUAUCCAGUAUAUAUCGAUAAGAUUGAAGAGCAGUCAGACUGUAAGAUCCUGGAUGGACACUUUGUCUCCCCUAUGGCCCACUAUGUGCCUGAUAUCAUGCCAAUUGAAUCUGUUAUUGCAAGGUUCCAAUUUAUUGUGCCUAGAGAAUGGAACAGCAAAUACAGACCCGUGUGCAUCCAUCUGGCUGGAACAGGAGACCAUUAUUACUGGAGACGGCGGACCCUGAUGGCUCGUCCUAUGAUUAGAGAGGCCCGGAUGGCUUCUUUGCUGUUAGAAAACCCUUAUUAUGGCUGCAGGAAACCCAAGGACCAAAUAAGGUCCAGCUUAAAAAACGUGUCUGACCUGUUUGUGAUGGGAGGAGCUCUGGUUUUAGAAUCUGCAGCUCUCCUGCACUGGCUAGAGAGAGAGGGCUAUGGACCUCUGGGAAUGACCGGGAUAUCCAUGGGCGGACAUAUGGCUUCCUUAGCGGUAUCUAACUGGCCUAAGCCCAUGCCACUGAUUCCAUGUCUGUCUUGGUCCACGGCAUCUGGUGUCUUCACUACGGGUGUGCUGAGUAAAUCGAUUAAUUGGAGGGAGCUGGAAAAGCAGUAUUAUACACAGACAGUUUAUGAGGAAGAAAUUAUUCACAUGCUUGAAUAUUGUGGAACAGAUUCUUUCAAAAUGGGACAAGAGUUUGUGAAACACUUCCCUGGCACCGCAGACAAGCUCACUGACCUUAGUCUUGUGUCUAGAACUUUAAAUUUAGAUGUGACAGACGGAGUUGUGUCCUCAAAACCUACCGAGCGCCAUAAAUCGAGUAAAACAUCUUUUAGUGCCACAUCAGAAGGACUCUUGUUGCAAGACACCUCUAAGAUGGAGUGCUUCAAUCAAACACUUUCAACCAACAAAAGUAGUUAUACCAGUUGUAAUCCUCAGUCAUACCACCUACUCAGUAAAGAACAAAGAAGAAGGAAUCUUCAGAAAGAAUCUUUACUCUUUAUGAAAGGAGUCAUGGAUGAAUGUACUCAUGUAGCAAAUUUCUCAGUUCCAGUUGACCCAAGCCUCAUUAUAGUGGUUCAAGCCAAAGAAGAUGCCUAUAUUCCACGAACAGGAGUUCGAAGUCUACAAGAAAUUUGGCCUGGUUGCGAAAUCCGAUAUCUAGAAGGGGGUCAUAUUAGUGCUUAUCUUUUUAAACAAGGGCUCUUCAGACGAGCCAUCUAUGAUGCGUUUGAACGCUUUCUCCAUAAAUACGCUAACUAAUUGGAUCACUGUAUGUAACCAGUGUGGCCGUCAUGUUUCUUACAAAAGGAGCUUCAUCCUUUGAUGAUGUGACGAGCAAGCGGGCAGCACUGUCUGUCUAACUGCUGCCUCAUUCGUCUGGCAUUCAGUGUUACAGGUCGGUCAGCUAUAACCUUUAAAUGCAUUUGAAUGACUUUAAACCAGUAUUUGGAUAAAAUGAUGAAGUAUUUUGUU